This is a messenger RNA of Phytophthora sojae, 1425 nucleotides long. RefSeq lists its product as hypothetical. Bases 1 to 1425 code for a protein of 474 amino acids. The record is from RefSeq and is a predicted model, not a curated record. The transcript is spliced from 3 exons. Gene Ontology annotation, biological process: methionyl-tRNA aminoacylation. Gene Ontology annotation, molecular function: ATP binding; methionine-tRNA ligase activity. NCBI's taxonomy places the organism in Eukaryota, Oomycota, Peronosporomycetes, Peronosporales, Peronosporaceae.
AUGCUGCGGCUGCGUCGCUCCAUCGCGCGCCCGCGCAGCAGCCUCUGCGCGCGGCUGCAGUCGUCCGCGUCAUCCGCGUCGUCCUCGCCGGCCAGGCCCAGCCAGACCUUCAUCACCACGCCCAUCUUCUACGUGAACGCGGCGCCGCACAUCGGCCACGUGCACUCGGCCGUGCUGGCGGACGCGCUGUCGCGCUGGUUCAAGGUCAAGCGGCACGACGUGCUGUUCACGACGGGCACGGACGAGCACGGGCUCAAGGUGCAGGAGGCGGCGGAAAAGAGCGGCACGACGGACUACAAGGCCUUCUGCGACGAGGUGUCGUCGCGCUUCAACGCCAUCUUCGACGAGGCCAACGUGGACUGCUCGCGCUUCAUCCGCACGAGCGACGAGGACCACCACGAGGCCGUGGCCGCCUUCUGGAGGACCAUCCGCGACAACGAACACAUCUACCUGGGCAACCACGAGUCGUGGUACUGCAAGUCGGACGAGAGCUUCCUCACGGAGAUGCAGGUGGAGGACAGGGAGGAGGCCGACGGGACGGUGAUUAAAGUGUCCAAGGAGAGUGGACACCCCGUCGAGAUGCUGCGCGAGGAGAACUACAAGUUCCGUCUCUCGGCCUUCCAGGGCCGACUGUUGCAGUGGCUGGACGAGAACCCGGACGUGAUCGUGCCCAAGUCCAGGUACAACGAAGUGCGUGCGGCGGUGACCAGCGGACUGAGGGACUUGUCGGUCUCACGCUUGAGCGAGAAGAUCCAGUGGGCAAUUAAGGUCCCAGAUGACGACAAGCACUGCGUCUACGUGUGGCUGGACGCGUUGACCAACUAUCUGACAAGCGCUGGAUACCCGGGUGACGUUGACCGCGCCUGGCCUGCGGACUAUCACAUCGUGGGCAAGGAUAUCCUGAAGUUCCACGCGAUUUACUGGCCAGCUUUCCUCAUGGCGGCAGGACUCCCGCUGCCGAAAAAGGUGGUGGCGCACGCGCACUGGACCGUUGGCAACGUCAAAAUGUCCAAGAGUCUCGGCAAUGUGGUGGACCCCCACGAGAUGCUGUCCAAGUACGGAUCGGACUUCGUGCGCUUCUUCUUGCUGAGAGAGGGGGUGCUCACGAACGACGGCGACUUCAACGCCGACACCCUUGAGGACCGUGUCAACAGCGAGCUCGCUGACACGCUGGGUAACCUGGUUUCUCGUAGCACCGGCAAGUCGGUUCUCGUGAAGGGAAUUGUGCCGAAGCGUCCUCAGCUUGAUCGCCUCACACCUGAAGACAAGGAACUUGUGGCAAAGGGCCAAGCUCUUGCCGCCAAGGUUGAGCAGCUAUUCGAUACGCCUGAUUUCGCGCGCGGUCUCGAAGAGAUCGUUUUCUUCCUCCACGACGUCAACCGGUACGCUAUGCCCUUCCUCGGAGGAACACCACUACAAUUCUAA